GGCGCCACCCUGCGCGGUAGCGUGUGCGUGGACGGCGUGCCCGUUGCUGACCUCGCUGAGACCCUCGCUUACGUCAGGCAGGAGGACCUCUUCUUCUCACAGCUCACCGUACAGGAGACGCUGGACGUCGCUGCCAGGAUGCGCCUGCCGAAGGAGAUGCCCAUCGCGGAGAAGAGACGCUUUGUCGACGCCCUCAUGCGCGAGCUCGGCUUGCUGACCGUCAGCACGAGUCGCGUCGGCGAUGAGAAGACCCGCGGCAUUUCAGGCGGCGAGAAGAAGAGGCUCUCGCUUGGCUGCGAGCUCGUCUCCACCCCGCGCCUCAUUCUGUGUGAUGAGCCUACUAGUGGCUUGGAUGCCUUCCAGGCGGAUAAGGUUAUGGAGUCGCUGCGCGCCCUGGCGAGGCAAGGCCACACCGUUGUAUGCUCGGUGCAUCAGCCGAGCUCCAAGAUCUUCAAGCUGUGCGAUGAUCUCGUCCUGCUGGCGGGCGGCCGUCGCGUGGGAUUCCCAAUGCCGCACCAGUCCAACCCCGCCGAGCUCUACCUCGACUUGAUCUCGGUCGACUUUUCCACCGACGACACCGCCGCCGCCUCGGAGAAGAGGAUCGACACCCUCGUCGCUGCGUCCAACGCCGUCGCCGCGUCGGCGAAUAGAGUCGCCACGCUGCGCGCCACUUUCGACGAUGCCGCUCGCCAGCCGCUGGAGGACGGCGACGGCGAAAAGCCCUUCGCCGCCCCACCGAAGCGCCUGGGUGCCUUCGGGCAGGUCCGCGUCCUGCUGCAGAGGGCCUGGCGCCAGAUCACCCGCGACAAGAAGACCAAUAUGUCGCGCUUCAUGAGCGCCCUCAUGAGCGCCCUGCUGUUUGGCGCUAUCUACUGGCGCAUCGGCUUCAAGCAGACCACCAUCCAGGACCGCCUUGGCCUGCUCCAGGUAUGCACCAUCAACUCAGCCAUGACCGCCCUUGUUAAGACGCUCAACGUCUUCCCGCGCGAGAGCGUCAUCGUCAACCGCGAGCGCGCGCGUGGCUCGUACAGUGUUCUUCAGUACUUUGUCAGCAAGCUCAUCGCGGAGAUGCCCGUCAGCGCCUUCUUCCCGCUCGUCUUCUCCUGCACCGUCUACCCGAUGGUCGGCCUGUCCGGCGGCCUCAACCGCAUCCUGCGCUUCCUGGGUAUCAUCACGCUGGAGUCGUUUACGGCGGCGUCGUACGGCUUAGUCAUCGGCGCACUGGUCCCGUCCACCGAAGCCGCGCUCGCCGUCGGGCCGUCCAGUUUUGUGCUGCAGAUCGUCUUUGGCGGCCUCUACAUCACCGACGAGAAUGUGCCCGCCUGGGCAAGCUGGAUUCCACGCGUCUCGCUUAUCAAGCACGCGUACGAGGCCCUGUGCGUCAACGAGUUUCGCGGCAUCGAGUUCGAGGCAAAGGAAUCGUGGGACGUCCGCACCGGCGAACAGGUGUUGCAGCGCAUGACGUGGGGCGAGUCAACCGUGUCCAAAGCUUGUCUGCGCCUGUCAAAGAUACUGGCGUUCAACUACCUCGCGACGUACGCCAUCCUGACACUCAAGAAGCCCAAAUUUGAAAAGCUCCAGCCCGUCCUUGUGGAAGACGAUGAAACCCCCCCGCCUCAGGCGAAUGGCCCGACAUCCGCGCUAUCAACCACCCCGGUUGUGACGUAGAGAUGCAAGAGAGCAAUCUGUAGGGCGUUUUCAGUAGAAGCAUGUUGCUGUACAGAUAAGGAAAAACAACCACAGCUUCUUGCCCUCUUUUUUUUUUUCUUUGCUGUGUACUCAUAGUUUGGGCCCUAGCUCUUAGAUGGCCAAGUUAGAUCAUGUGCGUUAACGAAGUUAGGUUCUAUCUGAAGUAUUAUCCUCAAAAGCGAACAACUGCACGA
Molecule: messenger RNA, 1883 nt
Organism: Chondrus crispus (carragheen)
Lineage: Eukaryota; Rhodophyta; Florideophyceae; Gigartinales; Gigartinaceae
Exons: 3
Cellular component (GO): membrane
Molecular function (GO): ATP binding; ABC-type transporter activity; ATP hydrolysis activity
Source: RefSeq, a predicted model, not a curated record